GUCCUCAUCAAGUUUGCGAUCCAGGAUCACCGCUCUCCCCACAAAUUCCGACAAGAUGGGAUCCCCAUUUCUCACCCCGGGCACCCACUCGCAGCUCAACCAGCUUGCUCUCCUCCACCUCCGCCGCGACCAAGCCAUCCCGACGGUCCUCCAGCUGCACGACGACGACAACGCCGGCUACAAGGAAGGGAAAGUGACGACCACCCGCUUCGGAUCCUUCCCUCACACCACCCUCACCGGUCAACAAUGGGGCUCGCAGAUUAUUGCCUCAAAAGUCGACACGGGCUCGCGCCGCGGCCGGGGCCCGCAGAAGAAGAACCGGCAGCUCAAGCGCAAAGCGGACGAGCUCGAUUCUUCCGCCGCAACCACCCCGGCUGCUGAAGCGGGGAGUGGCAGUCAAUCCUCCCCGCAGGCCGCUGUCGCCGCCGCCAGCGGAUUCCUCCACCUCGUUUACCCGACCCCGGAACUGUGGACCAUGUCCCUGCCGCAUCGCACCCAGGUCGUCUAUACCCCGGACUACAGCUACAUCCUGCACCGACUGCGUGCACGACCGGGGAGCUCGAUCAUCGAAGCCGGCGCCGGUAGCGGCUCGUUCACCCAUGCAGCCGUGCGAGCGGUCUUCAACGGAUACCCCACGACGACGACGACGACGUUGACGACAGACGAGGGCGCCGAUGCCACGGCCGCCACACUACCAAAGAAGAGAAGACUCGGCCAGGUGUCCAGCUUCGAAUUUCACGAACAACGCGUGGGCAAGGUCCGGCAAGAGCUGCGGGAACACGGGCUGGAGGGGUUAGUGCACGUUACGCAUCGGGAUGUGUACCAGGAUGGAUUUCUGGUUGGGGACCCGCAGACGGGGACCUCACCGAAAGCCAACGCGGUGUUUCUGGAUCUGCCUGCCCCCUGGCUUGCGUUGAAGCAUCUGGUGCGCCACCCGGCCUCCGGAGCCGAGUCGCCGCUGGACCCCACAUCGCCCGUGUACCUGUGUACGUUCUCGCCCUGCCUGGAGCAGGUGCAGCGGACGGUCAGCGUGCUGCGGCAACUGUCGUGGCUGGACAUCUCCAUGGUGGAGGUCAACAACCACCGGAUCGACGUGAAGCGGGAGAAGGUCGGGUUGGAGUACGAGAAGGUGCGUGGUGCGGUCGUGUUCCCCAAGUCGGUCGACGAGGCCGUCUCCAAGAUGCGCCACGUCGAGGAGCACUCGAGGAAAUACCGCGAGUUGCAGCAGCAGCAGCAGGACGAGGAGGAUAGCACCCCUCUGCCUGCGUCGUUGGAUGCUGUCCUCGGCAAGGAGGAACAGAAGCCUGUCGUCUCGGAGAGCGAGACUCCGGCACCAACAACGGCGGCACUCGCGGAUCCAUCGUCUCAGACCUCUAGUGUUCCACUGUACGCACAGGGCCGCCUCGUUCACCGCACAGAAGACAAUCUGAAGACGCACACUUCAUAUUUAGUCUUUGCUGUUCUGCCGCGCGAGUGGACCGAGGAAGACGAGCAGAAAUGCCGCGAGAAAUGGCCCCCGCAUCGGGUUGACCAGCCUAUGCAGACCGAGAAGCCGAAGGGCAGAAAGCAACUCAAGCGCGAGCAAUUGCAGCGCGAGGAGGCUGAGGAGCAGCAGCAGCAGCAGCAGCAGCAGAAGCACGAGGAUGCAGGAGAGGAAUCGGGUAAAAUCAGGGAAGAAGCUUAGUUGUACCGAACUUGUACAUCACACUAAGCAUUAGUUUUGCAUCUUUCUGUUUCGUAUGUGUAAUUAUCUUCUCGCCUGUAGAAGGUCCGGGAGUGCAAUGGAGUUAGAUAGCAGUAUCUAAGCCGGGCUUCGAUAUGUCAGAGUAAAGUAUCUGCUCGGCUUCGGUGGGAUUGACCAGACCAGGUCUGGAUGGAAUGCAUCUUGCAUCGAAAAUGUGACGCGCAGCAUACGCGA
This is a messenger RNA of Aspergillus saccharolyticus JOP 1030-1, 1918 nucleotides long. It is a transcript of the gene trm61, whose product is annotated as tRNA 1-methyladenosine methyltransferase subunit GCD14. Lineage: Eukaryota; Fungi; Ascomycota; Eurotiomycetes; Eurotiales; Aspergillaceae. The transcript has a single exon. Gene Ontology annotation, cellular component: tRNA (m1A) methyltransferase complex; nucleus. The coding region runs from base 56 to 1684 and encodes 542 amino acids. Gene Ontology annotation, biological process: tRNA methylation. The record is from RefSeq and is a predicted model, not a curated record.